Rhizophagus irregularis DAOM 181602=DAOM 197198 is the source of this 1440-nucleotide messenger RNA. RefSeq lists its product as uncharacterized. The record is from RefSeq and is a predicted model, not a curated record. NCBI's taxonomy places the organism in Eukaryota, Fungi, Glomeromycota, Glomeromycetes, Glomerales, Glomeraceae.
UUUUUUUUUUCACAUAAAAAUCCUUCUUCCUAAAUUACCCACUUUUUCCACUCCUUACUCUGUCAAUGAUAAUUAAUAAUGGGGCUAAGUGUAAUGAUAAUUAACAUAGUUUAUUUAAUAUCAUUCAUAUGCUCAAUUUAUAUAGCACUUUCUUUAUUAAAACUUAGAAAAAAUCCAUUGAUUGGUAUAUACUGUUGUGCUUAUUGUUUAUUAUGUUGUAAUAUUUUAAGCGGAGUUAUAUUCAAGAAUGAUUUGUCAUCCGCCCCAAAAGCUUUUUGUUUUUUCCAAGGAUACAUGGUUCAGUUUAUUUGUUAUAUAACUUCAAUGUCAGCGAUAUGUUUUUCACAUGAGAUUUAUUCAUUAUUAAUGAAUCACAAACAUUCAACAUUUUUUGAAAGUAAAAAGGGUUAUUAUUUGUUAAUAAUAUUAUAUCCUUUAAUUAUGGGUAUACCAUUAUUUAUUGUAUGUUUUAAAACUGAUGCCAUAAUUCCAAGAGAACUAAAAUGUGAUGUGGCUAAUCCUAUAUGGGUUAGAUUAUUGGGAUAUUCUGGUGCUAAUUUUAUAUUAAGUAUCCCUGGAAUGUAUUUCAGCGCACGCUCAGCAUAUAUUUUAUAUAAACAUUUGGAUCGAUUUAAAGAUUUCUCAUUAAAUGAAGAUACUAGUCAAAGUAGUCAAACAUUCCCUAAUUCACCAAAUUCACAAAUAACGCAAUCUCCUAUAUCGCGACAAUUUUCACAAACUAAAAACAAUCUUGAUCAAAAAAGAUAUAGUUUGACAAAAGAGGCUGUAAUUAGAAUGUCCAUUCUUUCUUCAAGUAUUAUUUUAAUACAUUGUUUAGGAAGUAUAGGUACUAUAAUAAGUGUUCUGACCCAUGAAUCACUUUCAAAGAAAGUAAAUCUCAAUGAUUGGGCUGGUAGUGUUAUUGGUAUUUGCACUUUUCUAAUUUUUGGGUUUAGUAAAGAAAUUAGAAAUGCCUGGCAUUGAUUAACGUAAGUUACGUAAUUCGGUCAACUUCUCGUUAUGACCAAGUUAAUCAAUUAAUUUUUGAAUUCUUUGCUAUAAAAAUAUAACGACAGAAAUUUAUUUCGGACCGACUGCACCUAAUAUUUAGUACAUAUGAUUUAUUUAUUAAUUAUAAUAUAUAUAUUAUCUCUCUUAACAAUUAUAUUGUAUACAGUAUGCGAUUAUUAUUAUUAUUAUAUAUCUAUACAUGGAUUUUUUUUUUUUUUUUAACAGGGUAGUUAUUAAUUUGUACUAUAUAUAGAAAUACCCCGAAUUACGAAUUAUUAAUAAGAAAAGAUCUUCAACUAAAAUCUACCACUAAAUUAGAUUACUUGUAGAUACUUAAAUUCGUAAUUUAAUUUAAUGUAAUCUUGUAAUCCUAUAAUAUUCAUUUGUAAGUACGGUAAUAAAUUGUGUUCUUUCAUUGUAACGUUAUGU